Messenger RNA from Macrobrachium nipponense, 9062 nucleotides. RefSeq lists its product as uncharacterized. The transcript has 36 exons. Lineage: Eukaryota; Metazoa; Arthropoda; Malacostraca; Decapoda; Palaemonidae. The record is from RefSeq and is a predicted model, not a curated record. Bases 289 to 5616 code for a protein of 1775 amino acids.
CCAUGGGGUUAUUUUAGACCUUAGAGGCGUUUGGUGCCGGCAGGAGCCUACUACCUCCGUUCCUUGCUGGCGGCGGCCUCUGGCUCUAACGUCCUUACAGGUGUCGCCCGAUUCCUCCCGGGGAACACCGUCAGGAUUGUAAAGCCACAGCGAGCCCCAAGGAACUCCUCAUCCUCAUCAGUCUCUCGACCGAGAAUUAUCUCCCCUUUGAGCCCUUGUGUUUACGAAAGGGCUAGAUAGGGGGUAUUCUCACGUUUAUCAUAAGGAACUUGACCGUGACUUUUCAAUAUGACUCGAUUACUGCAAGGAACGUUACUGGCCUUGGCCCUUGUGGCAUACAGCGUCCUCUCGGCCGCUCAAGCCACAACUCAAAAUGCCAAAGCAGACGUGAUUGAGGAAGUCAAUGCUAAGCAACUGGAAAAUCUAGUGGCAGAAAGUGAUUACGUUGCAGUGUUUUGGUACAAGCGAAGCUGUAAAGAUUGCGACAAAGUUCUGAGCGAAUUAGAAACGAUAGACGAUGACACGGACAGAUUCGGAGUCCACUUCGUCAAAGUGGCCGACAAGAAGUUGGCCAAGUCCUACGGAGUCAAAACCUUCCCGGCUCUCUCCUUCUUCAGGAAUAAGGAGCCUAUGCAUUAUGAAGGAGACCUGAUGGACGAAGCAAGUGUCCUGGAGUUCUUGACCAGCUUAGAGGCGAUGGAGCUACCGGACCAGAUUGAGGAAGUCAACGCCAAGAUUCUAGACAAGAUCGUUGAAGAUCAGGAGUUCGUAGCCGUCUUAUUUUGUUACGACGGUGAAUCCUGUAACCACGGAGAACACAAGAACGAGUGCCGUCGGUGCGUGAAGGCCCUUCAGGAGCUCGAGAACGUGGACGACGACGCUGAUCACCUCGGCAUCGCCUUCGUCAAGAUCAACGACCCCGAGCUGGCAGACGAGUACUCCCUAGGGUCGCUGCCCGCCCUUGUCUACUACAGGAGGAGGAUUCCCGUCGUCUAUGAUGGUGACUUGAUGAACGAAGACAAGGUUCUGGAGUGGCUGGUGGAGAACAAGAACACGGGCGACGACGACGACACUAUCGAUGACGUCACGCCGGGUCUCCUGAACACCCUCAUAGAUUCUAUGGACCAUUUGGCUGUGAUCUUUUAUGAUCGUGAUGAGACGGACGACGCCUCCAGUCUGCAGGAGCUCGAAAAUAUCGACGACGAACUGGACAAACAAGGAAUCCACAUCGUGAAGAUUGCUGACGAGGUCGCUGCUAAGGAGUAUGGUAUCGAAGAUACGCCUGCACUCGUCUACUUCGAGCAUGAGAUUCCUUCGCUCUACGACGGAGACCUGCACAACGAAGAGGAGGUCCUGAGCUGGCUCAUCGAGCAGCUUCACACGGACGAGAUCGAGGACAUCACCGACGAGAUGCUCGACAAACUCAUCAGGGAGUCUGAUCACCUGGCCGUCUUGUUCUACGACGAAGACGACGCCGAGUCGCAGCAGGUGGUGAACGAGCUGGAGAACAUCGACGACGACUGCGACAGCCACGGCAUCUCCUUCGUCAAGAUCUCCAACGAGGACGAGGCCCGGGAGUACGGCAUCGACCACUUGCCCACCCUGGUGUACUUCGAGAAGAGCAUCCCCUCCCUCUACAUAGGAAACCUCUUGGCCGAGGACGAGGUGUUGGAUUGGCUCAUCCUUCAGUUGGAAGAGGACGAAAUCGAACACGUCACAGACGAAAUGCUGGAUAAGCUCAUCGAGAAGUCUGAACACUUGGCCGUUCUCUUUUACGACAAGGACAGCCGCCGCAGCAAGAAGGUGCUGUCCGAGUUGGAGAACAUCGACGACGAAUGCGACCAGCGCGGAAUCUUCUUCGUCAAAAUCGACAACGACGAGGAAGCCCGCGAGUACGGCAUCGAAAGCGUCCCGACUCUAGUCUACUUCGAGAGCGAAAUUCCCUACAUAUACGAAGGUGACCUCAUGAAGGAGGAGGACGUCCUGGCGUGGCUCUUCCACCACGUGGAUCACGAGGAAAUCGCUGAUGUCACAGACGAGAUGCUCGACAAACUGAUUAUCAACGAGCCCUACUUGGCCGUCCUCUUCUACGAUAAGGACGACCCAGAAGACCACGAGGUGUUGGGCGAACUCGAGAACAUCGACGACGACUGUGAACAGGCCGGUGUCCCCUUCGUCAAGAUUGACAAUGAUGCUGAGGCCAAGGAGUACGGCAUUGACGAUCUUCCUGCUCUAGUCUACUUCGAAAACAGGAUACCGAGUAUAUAUGAAGGUGACCUGAGCAACGAGCAAGAGGUGCUGGCGUGGCUUCUGGAGCAGAAGAACACAGACACCAUCGAAGAAGUCACGGACGAGAUCCUCGAUGACCUGAUCAACAACUUCGAAUAUGUUGUUGUGUACUUCAGCGGUGCGUGCGACGAAGGUGAGCAGUGCGACAGCAUCCUGAAGGAAUUGGAGAACAUCGACGACGACACUGAUGACCACGGCAUGCACUUCGUCACCACAGAGGAGACGGGCAUCGCCAAAGAAUACGGAAUCAAGACUAUUCCCGCCCUGGCGCUCUUCAGAAACGGCGAGGCCAUUCUCUUCAAAGGAGAUCUGUCUGACGAAGAAGCCGUCCUGGCCUGGCUGACUUCGGAGGAGACCUUGGAGAUCCCGAAUCAGAUUGAGGAGGUCAACGAAAAGAUGCUGGAGAGAAUCCUAAACACGUCCAACAACGUCGCUGUUUUCUUCUAUGCCGAGGAUGACAUGAAGAGCAGGGCCAUUCUGUCUGAACUCGAGAACAUAGAUGACGAAUGCGACGACAUCGGCAUCGACUUCGUCAAGAUUUCUGACGAGGGCAUCGCUCAAGAAUAUGACAUCAUCAGCCUUCCAGCUCUCGUCUACUUCAGGAAUAGAUUUCCACAGAUUUAUGAAGGUGACCUGAAGGACGAGGAAGCGUUGCUCGAGUGGCUUAUAGACAACAAAGACAAGGGACCAACUUCCAUCAUCGAGGAGGUGGACGGCCAAAUGCUGCAGAACCUCGUCGAUACUUUCGAGUAUCUGGUCGUCUAUUUCUACGACGACAACUGCCCAACUUGCGAGACGGUUCUGGCGGAGCUGGAGACGAUUGACGACGAGACGGAUGAGGUGGGCAUCCAGUUCGUCAAGACUAACGACGUCGAGGUCGCCGAAGAGCUCGGCAUCAGUCACCUGCCUGCCUUAGUCUACUUCGAAGGAGGAGUUCCCAGCAUUUAUGACGAUGACGACGCUCCAGGGAACAACUUCAUGUCUUGGCUUAUUGCGGAUAAAAAGAGCGUAGAGAGUCCGGUCAUAUCUAUGAACUUUCGACAUCUGUUAGAGGUACAGGAGGAGGAGGGGGAGGAGGAGGAGGAGGAAGAAGAGGGAGAGGAGGAAGAUGAUGAAGGUGAAAUCCAGGACGAGGAAGAGGUUCUGGAAUGGCUGAUUGAACAGCGCCAUGAGGACACCAUUGAAAAUAUCAACCGGCAGAUGCUCUACACCCUCAUCGAUACACAAGAUUACCUUGCUGUGUACUUCUUCAACGAGGAGAACGACGAGUGCCCCAAAGUCCUACGAGUUCUGGAGAAGAUCGACGACGAAGCGGCCGAGUAUGGCAUCCAACUGGUCAAGAUGAACGACAGGCUCAUGGCCAAGAAGUACGGAUUCCGAAACCCCCCAGGUCUCGUCUACUUCAGGAAAGCCAAGCACAUCAAGUACGAAGGUGAUCUUUACGAUGACGAGGACAUCCUGGACUGGCUGACUGCCCCUGAGAACAUGGAACUGAAUGACGCCAUCGAAAAGGUCAACCGGAAGAUGUUUGAGAGAAUACGCCAGACCACUGAUUAUCUCGCCGUCUUCUUCUAUUCCGAAGAAGGCUGUAAGCAGUGUCAGAAAGUCCUGGCGGAACUUGAGAAUAUCGACGACGAAGCCGACGCCAACGGCAUUGACUUCGUCAAAAUCGAUGACAACAAGUUGGCCAAGGAAUUAGGAGUCUACGCUCUUCCGGCCAUUGUGUUCUUCCGCGUAGGAGCUGAAGAACCCAUCAUCUACGCAGGAGACAUGAAGAACGAAGAGAACCUCCUGUCGUGGCUGCUGACGGAGAAGGAUCCUACAGCUGACUUCAUUGAGGACAUGGAAGGCGACGCCCUUCUGAGGGUCAUCAAGGACUCCGAUGCCAUCGCUGUUUACUUCUGGGACUUAGCCUCUUGUGGAUGCGACCAAACACCAAUGGAACCUGAGAAGAAAAAGAAGAAAAAGAAGAAGUCCAAGGACGAUGCACCACCGGAGGAAACAAAUGUGGUUGAUUCAAGUUGUGAUAUCUGCAUGCAAGUGUUGGAUGAAUUAGAAAAUAUUGAUGAUGACACUGACAGAAUCGGAGUGAAGUUUGUCAAGACCCAGGAUACUAAGGUGGCUGAGAGGUAUGGUGUGACCUCCCUUCCUGCUCUGCUAUACUUUGAGCACCAGGUACCCACGGUGUUUGAAGGCGACCUUUUGGCUGAAGAGGAUGUAUUGCAGUGGUUGGUCCUCCAGAAAACUGAAGAUAGAAUUGAAACAGUCAACAGGAACAUGCUGGAAGUCAUGCUUGAAGACACACAAUAUCUUGCCGUUUUCUUCUACAAACCCAACUGCCGUGCGUGUGACACCGUCUUAGCAGAGUUGGAGAACAUCGAUGAUGAAUGUGAUGUGUAUGGGAUUCACAUGGUCAAAAUCCAAGAUUCCCAGCUGGCCAAGAGAUAUGGAAUCAAGACACUACCUGCCCUCAUUUAUUUCAGGAAUGGAAACCCUCUGAUAUUUGAAGAUGAUCUCGCCCUUGUGAUAUCGGAUGUCGCCGAUUGGCUCAUUGAUGAGGACAAUCGCAAACUGGAAGGUGAAAUUGAGGAGAUCAAUUCGAAAAUGCUUCUCCAGACUCUUAACAUCAAACCAUAUCUUGCUGUGUUGUUCUCGAACGAAGACGAUUGCUAUGACUGUGAACAAGUUCUGCGGGAACUGGAGAACAUCGACGAUGAGGUAGAUAUGUUUGGUAUCGAUUUCGUCAAAAUUAACGACCCGGAUGCGGCCCUGAGGUUUAACAUUCUCCAUACCCCAGCUCUGGUCUACUUCAGGAAGAAGACGCCCCUGGUUUAUGAUGGUGACCUCCUCGACGAAGAGAAAGUGUUCUCGUGGCUGACCUCGCAAGACGUCUUCGAAAUCAAGGACGAGAUUGAAGAGGUCAACAGGAAGAUGCUUGAGAAACUGCUCGAUGAAAAUGACUUCGUGGCCGUGUUCUUCUACGAAGACUCGCCCAAGUGCGACGAGGUGCUGAAGGAACUAGAGAAUAUCGAUGAUGAGACCGACGACCUUGACAUCACUUUCGUCAAGAUCCGGGACGGCAGGUACGCCAAGAAGUACGGCAUACAGAAGCUCCCCGCCCUCGUCUACUUCAGGAGAAGAUUCCCAAGCAUAUAUAGAGGUGACUUAAUGGUCGAGGAAGAAGUUCUGGAUUGGCUGCAGAAGAACCGCUUCAAGCACCCAGAAUUGAACCUCUUCAUGUACGCGACGGGGGCCAUUACUCUCGCUUUCGUCAUGUACACCCUGUUCCUGAUCUUCUGCUUCAACAAACACCAAAAAGUGGCGUGAUUCGACCCCGGUGCCUUUUGUAUGCUUCACCUGAACAACCUUCACCAUCCUCCAUGAUUAAUCUUUCUCAAACGUUAUUUCUUUCUUUACUUACGAUGCCAAGGCAUAAUGUUGACUGGGGAAAUGCUAUCGAAGAAUUCUCAAAUAGGAAAUGUUCAAGCGCUAGAAGACUAUCAUCCUUAUAGGGCCGAUUUGUAGUGAGCUCCCGCUGAUGGGGAAGCGCUUGGCUCUUGGUGACGUCACCUGACGCCAUUCAAACGUCAUUUCCCACGUUUAUAAAAACGAUUCGAAUCACUGCUGAAAUAUGGAGAAAAAAACGAAAAGUCGACCUUAGACGAAAUACUUUGAUAGAAUUCGAGAUUUUAGCUUAUAACGUUUAUAUAAAUAAAUAGGUAUAAUACAAAUUUGUUAGAAGCCAAAUUUCUAAUUCUUGUUUGUUACGAAAUUGAAUGUCAGCAUUUAACCGAACCAGAUAAUAUUAUUCUGAUCCAGUAUUUUUGUGAUAGAGGGGUUAGGAUGGGUGUGGCAGUGGAGGUAUCGACGAAGGUGCUUCUAAGGGUAGGAGUACCUCCUCUGUUCCACCCAUCUGUGCCCUCCAAGGGUAUGAGAGAAAGCAUUUUAUAUUAGGUACACUGUAGUACAGAGAAAGAAGUCGCUAUACAGAGGUGAAUCACUUGGUUCCCUUAACAAAAAAUAGGUUUUCGGUACGAGGGAAGAGGCAGAAGAGAGUUUGAGGAUGGAAUACCUGAGCCCAAGUACGAGAGACAACCCAGCUCCUUAAAUUCAAGACGGAUUGUGUCUUUCAAAUCAUUAGAAGAGUUGCUGCUAAGUACUCUAGAAUUAUCUCGCAAAAGUACUAUAUUAUAACUAGGGAAGAGAAAUUGUUCCCGGAAAGAUGAAUUUACACCACAGCCAUAAUAAGCUUCAAAGCUCUUGUGCGCUCUGACCUGUUAACAGCAGGUCACAGGGCUGGAAGCCAGGUUGAAUAAUAGCAUACCCUUGAUACGGGAUGCAGUAAAGGACAAGGCGAGUUUAGUGAAUUCAUAAAGUUUGUUCCAAAGUUGAAAAUCUCACCAUCGAUCAUUUCUGAAUUCAGGAGUACUUAGAAGGAAAAGUGGAAGUGAACGGACAAAAUGUGUUGUGCUUGGAAAGGAACGAAAAAUUAGAGAGCAGACAUUGAAUAAAAAAAGUAUUUAGAGAGAAAAGUUCCUUGCAAAUUAGUUUUAUUAAAAUGAUGAAUGUUUCUUUUUAUUUUUUCCCAAGACUCUCUUAUGCAUUCGAGUGAAGCCAACUGAUGUAGAAAUCGCCAAACGUAAGAACUCGUCUUAGGAGAAGCAAAGAUGGAAAAAAGACUUCAUUCUUAGCUGAAGACGCUUUGAAACGACCCACUCUUCCCGUAAACGUUUGUUGCUAAUUGUUGACGUUGCUGUUUUUUUUUUUUUUUUUUUUUUUUUUUUUUUUUUUUUUUUUUUUUUUUUUAGCCCACUCUGUCCUUCUCGUGGAUGCUGUGUCGGAUGUGUUAGCUCAUUGUAGUAGGUGAUCGGUUUCCAUGAUUCCGCGUUAUGUUCUCUUUUCUGUAUAUAUUGUUGGGGGGUGGCCUUUCAUGGGUGUUGUUUUGUAGAUCAACUUAGUGGAGUUUCGAAAUACUUUCAUUGACUGUUAUCUUUUCUAUAGGCUCUUCUUCGUUUUCUCGUAGCCAUGUUCAGUUUCGUAGAUGAUGUUGUUUUAGAAUGAUUACUCCUAGUUCUUAUUUACAUUUGCAGCGGCAGUCAGGCCGAUUUCAGGCCGGGAAAGACAUAAACACUAUAUACUGUACUUGUGAUUGUCCAUCGAGUUUCGACUAAUAUUCGCGUUUUGCGUCGAGCAGUUUUCAAGUGAAUUUUUAAUGACAAUAAAGUUUCGACUUCCUAAGCAACUAACUGAUGCAAUUUAGAUGGUUUUAAAAAUAUUAUUGAAACUACAUACCUUUAGAAUCUUAAGAAAUCAAAAUUUCUUGGAAUUUCCUUUGAAACUGAAGAAAGUAACCCACCCAGUCGCCAACUAUACACGGGAACCUUUACUGUGGAAUACCAUCUUUUCCCGCGAAUUUAUCAGUGACGAAUUAAUACUGGCUACUUAGCCUUAUGUUGUCUAUACCUUCAGAGAGAACUUGCCAUGUCUUUUUUUUUUUUUUCUUUAUUAAAUGGAUGCAAAUAAACGCCGACUCACAAUGCUUUGUCUCUGGCAGACGAGCGAUGUCGCAAAUGAUAGUCGCCUACAGUUGUUGUUUUUUUUUUUUAAAUCAGGUUAUCGGUUCUCAAAAGAAAGCGUGACCUCGGGUUCUCUGAAGCAUUUACGAGGCAUUAGUGACAUAACUAGAUACUCGAAGGGAAGAAUGAAAUAUGAGUGACCACUUUACGAGUUUACCUGAGGAAAUUACAUUGUACAUCAAAGCAGGUUAUGAAAGAAAAUGACCACUCGGUUAUUGUGCAUAAAAGACUGCAGAAUAUAGAAUCUUUAAUCGUGAUGUAUUUUCUCCUAUAUUCCUCAGAGCAAAUGCGUUUCCUUUGUGCUGGAAUUUUUAUUUAUUUAUUUAUUUUUCUUUUUGCCGAACAGAGAAUCCAGUCAAAAGAUAUAUACUUCGUUUCAUUUCUUGAAUGUCAGAAGAGUCGCUGUUCUUAGUUAGCAAGAAAACACACAAGGCAAUAAUUGCCGAUAGAAUGACUAUUUUUCCUCCUGACAUAUUUCCCUUUGAGAACCACACGGAUUUGACAGACUCAGAGGAUUCAAGAACUUUACCAGAUUUAACAUAACAUACAUUUUCGCGAAGAAGUAAUUGAAGAUUAACAACAAAAUGGUUUCUGCUCAGAACCUGCAGUUUUAAAGCGACAUCUAAGGCAAAUAGGUCAAAGUCUAAUGUAGUGAAAGCACAACAGAAGUACUAAAGAAAAGACAUGAAAACUACCAGAAAAUUUCAACGAUAUGAACAGCAAAAGCUGAUCUUGAUAUGUCACUGGAUUCUAACAUGAUAAAAGUUUGGAAUUAACGUUUAAUGUUAAAUUAUGAUAAAAUUUUCGUCCGUCACGUCCAUUCAAUGUGUUCUUUAAUUUUAUCGUUAUUAAUACCAAACCUUGUAAGUCCUUUUAUACAGACACAUACUCUUCGCAAUUGCGUAAAGGCAAAGCCCGGGUUUUCCCUUCUCUGAAAGUUCAAGUGUAAAAUAUAAGAAUAAAGAAUUUUGCCGCUCUCACUCUCAAUAGUCAGGUUAUGUUCUGUAUGUGAUGACUUACAUCUUCCCUAAAUAUAGCCUUUGACUUCAGCUGAUAUCAGCAUCCGGACAGCCAGCUCUGGACUUCAGUUCUGGCUGCUGGAUGUCUCUACUCACUUGGCUAACGCAAUGGAGAUUAAUACGAUGUUUUAUGUAAAUUUUGAGUUCAAUGUAAAAUAAACGGAAAUAUUUGUUACAA